Tachyglossus aculeatus (Australian echidna) is the source of this 3194-nucleotide messenger RNA. RefSeq names its product cadherin 19 (gene CDH19). Gene Ontology annotation, cellular component: plasma membrane; catenin complex; adherens junction. The record is from RefSeq and is a predicted model, not a curated record. Lineage: Eukaryota; Metazoa; Chordata; Mammalia; Monotremata; Tachyglossidae. Bases 240 to 2573 code for a protein of 777 amino acids. Gene Ontology annotation, biological process: cell morphogenesis; adherens junction organization; homophilic cell-cell adhesion. Gene Ontology annotation, molecular function: cadherin binding; calcium ion binding. The transcript has 12 exons.
GCUGUGAAAGUCGCCACUACUCUUUCCUUCUCUUCAUCAGAUGUUUUAUCUGCCGUUUAGACAUCCCAGUUCUCCAAACCACGCAGAGUCCUGCGCAGUUCCACAGGAAUGUGAAGAAGGAUUUACGGCACAAAAGAAGUUUCAGGUGAACGUGGGCUUGGGCUUGUGGAGAAAAGAAAAGGUGUACCUCUGUGCUGUUCUUUUUCUUUUUCUGAAGAGGAUUGGUAGGAGACUUCAGCAUGCAGUGCCACAUCUCUGUGCCCUUUCUGCUCGGACUGACUCAGCUCUGGCCCUGCCAACCUGCUUCAUCCCAGCCUAGGGGGCCAGGAGACAACCCACCAUCAUCCCUUUUGAGGUCAAAGCGGGGCUGGGUGUGGAACCAAUUUUAUGUCCAAGAGGAACAGCCGGUGACAGAUCCAGUGCUGAUUGGUCAGCUGAAGUCUGACUCGGACAGAAAAGAUGGAUCCUUCCAGUACAUUUUGACUGGGGAUGGAGCAGGAAGCACUUUUGUCAUUGAUGAGAAACACGGCGAUAUUUUCCUUACCAAGAAACUUGAUCGAGAAGAGAAAUCCUUUUACACCCUAAGAGGCCAAGUAAUAGACAGAAAUACCAAGCUGGCUGUGGAACCAGAAUCCGAAUUCAUCGUCAAGGUUCAGGACAUCAACGAUAACGAACCACGGUUCCUCGACGGGCCUUAUGUGGCCAGCGUCCCAGAGAUGUCUCCUGAAGGAACGUCAGUCAUCCAGGUGACAGCCAGAGACGACGAUGACCCAUCCUACGGCAAUAGCGCUCGUCUCCUGUACAGUAUACUUCACGGGCAGCCAUAUUUUUCUGUGGAGCCAACCACAGGGGUCAUCCGGAUUUCAUCCCAAAUGGACCGAGAAACCAAAGAUCAGUACUUGGUGAUCAUUCAGGCGAAAGAUAUGGUUGGCCAAAUGGGAGGACUUUCUGGAACAACAACUGUCAUCAUUAACCUGUCUGAUGUCAAUGACAAUAUGCCCGUAUUUCAACAAAAGCUCUACCACAUGACAGUUUCUGAAUCCGCGGACAUCGGAACAUCCAUAGGCGUGGUCAUGGCAGAUGACAGCGACAUAGGCGAGAAUGCAGAAGUCAUCUACCUCAUUGAAGAAGAUGGUUCCCACACUUUCGACAUCAUUAUUGAUAAUGAGACUCAAGAAGGAAUAGUUAUAUUAAAAAAGAAACUGGAUUAUGAAAGACAAAGACAUUACAGUAUCCGUGCUCAAGUUAUCAAUCGGUACAUUGAUGAGCGUUUUGUGCAGAGUGGAGCCCUAGGAGAUACGACCAUCAUUAAGAUCAAAGUGGAAGAUGCCGAUGAGCCUCCUGAAUUCCUUUCCCGGGACUAUGUCAUGGGAAUUCCUGAAGAUGCUUCGGUCGGGUCCUCUGUUGGCACAGUUACUGCCAGAGAUCCAGACGUAGCCAGCAAUGCAGUCAGGUAUUCCAUUACUGGUUCCAGCUCUUUGCCAAGGAUGUUCAGCAUCAACAGACAAAAUGGUACAAUCAUCACAACCAAGCCCCUGGACCGAGAGAUGGCCGCUUGGCACAACCUGACUGUCUCAGCCACAGAAACAAAAAACCCUUGGAAGGUUUCUGAAGUGUCCGUACGCAUUCGUGUUCUCGAUGUUAAUGACCACGCCCCUGAAUUUUCCCAAUACUAUGAGACGUACGUGUGUGAAAAUGCAAAUGCUGACCAGCUCAUUGAGACGAUCAGUGCAAUAGAUGGAGAUGAUUCAGUAGAAGAUCAUCAUUUUUACUUCUAUAUGUCACCAGAGGCCAUAAUCAACUCAAACUUCACUGUCAAGGAUAAUCAAGAUAAUACAGCUGCGAUUCUGACCAGGAAAAAUGGAUUCAGCCGUCAAGAACAGCCGGUUUUCUAUGUACCGAUCUUAAUUGAAGAUAAUGGGAUUCCAUCCCUUACCAGCACAAACACCCUUACUAUCAAUGUCUGCGACUGUAACGUGAAUGGCAGUACCCACUCUUGUCACUACGGAGCACUUAUGUUUUCCAUGGGAUUCAGCACAGAAGCUUUAAUUGCUAUUUUGGCCUGCACCCUGACGUUGCUGGUGGUGGUCCUGGUGGUCCUUAGCCUAAGGCAACGGAGAAAACCAACACUGUUUCCCGAGAAGGGGGAGGAAUUUAGGGAGAAUAUUGUCCGUUAUGAUGACGAAGGAGGUGGUGAAGAGGACACAGAGGCUUUCGAUAUUGCCGCACUGAGGACCCGCACUGUUAUGCGAGAGCGGAAGACUCGUCAAGCCAUCACGACGGAGAUCCGGAGCCUGUACCGCCAGUCUCUCCAGGUCGGCCCUGACAGCGCCGUGUUCCGGGAAUUCAUUGCGGAAAAACUCGAGGAAGCCAAUUCCGAUCCAUGCGCACCUCCCUAUGACUCCCUCCAGACAUAUGCAUUUGAGGGGAAGGGAUCCUUGACGGGGUCGCUCAGCUCUCUGGAAUCUAGUGUCUCCGAUCAGGAUCAGAAUUACGAUUACCUGAGUGAACUGGGACCCCGUUUCCAGAAAUUAGCCAUUUUAUACAGCUCCUCAGGAAGGGCCAAGAAUUAGCCAUUCACAAGGUAACUAGAUGGAUCAAACUCUGUGGUCAGUGAAAUUGAGUGAUUCCCCCGGAGAUAAGAAAGUUCUCGGAUGUGUCCAGUGUUAAUUGUUAAUCUCCUGCGGAUCUGUCCAACCACAUUCAAUCCACGGAUAAAAAUAUCCGCCUCAGCAAUGCCCUCUGCAACUGGAAGAUAAUUCCAUUCCUCCCUUCAGUGUCCAAAUAACCAUUCCCAGUGAGGCUGCAGUGGGUUUAAUAAAUGACUACUUAUGAUCUGCAGGUGGCCUGCUGAGUUUUUUCAUUUUAUAUGGGAAACUAGUUAUUCUCAGAGAAUAGUAUGCUCUGUGCUGGUCUUUAUAUACUAUCUGGGUUAAGCUUUAAAAGCAUUUCCAAAGUUUAGGCCGAUAGCUGGUUUAUAUGAAUUAACCAAAGCUACAGUGCAUGGAAUCGGUAUUCUAUUUUGUAAUAUGAAAACUUACGUGUAAAAAAGACCAUGGCAAAAUGUUUAUGAAGCAUUUAUGGACUAUCGUAUUUAUUUAUUUUCAGAAGAUAAAGCUAAAACUGCAUAUACUGAUACUCAAAUGAAGAUCUUUUACGUGGUGUCAACCAUUACUCACCAUUAAAUUUGAAUG